AUGUCCCGCUUCCCGCUUUGGUUGCCUGCGGCAUCUGGUGCUUCUGCAUUUCUAAGCUCCUGCACUCACAUCCCCGAUACCGUCAUCAUCAGCAAUUCCCGAUUACCUCUACCUCUGACCGUUCUUAAAUCUCUUUGUCACUCUCUCGCAUCUUUCCCUUUCCAUUUCCAUUCCUCUCCCAUAACAUCCAAAGAUAAAUACCUUCGCCCUGGCCUCAUCAAUCCGUUCCUCGUCCGUCAAACUCCAGCGCCUCCUACUACAACAACACCACCCAUUAUUAUCAGCCACAGCAAGAACCACCCCACUUCGAACAACAAAUUCCCGCUUCUUCACAACAACCAAACCCAACAACUUCACACAGACCACUCGCAAAAUGACGGUCCACAAUCUCGCAGACAAACCCUCCUUCCGCACCUCCGUGUACAACGCCGGCGGCGACAAACUCGUCGUGGUCGACUGCUUCGCCACCUGGUGCGGACCCUGCAAGGUCAUCGCCCCGGAACUCGUCAAAUUCUCCGAAUCACCCGAGUUCAAGGACAAGGUCGCCUUCUACAAGAUUGA
Messenger RNA from Exophiala xenobiotica, 561 nucleotides. RefSeq lists its product as uncharacterized. NCBI's taxonomy places the organism in Eukaryota, Fungi, Ascomycota, Eurotiomycetes, Chaetothyriales, Herpotrichiellaceae. Bases 1 to 561 code for a protein of 186 amino acids. The transcript has 2 exons. The record is from RefSeq and is a predicted model, not a curated record.